Lachancea dasiensis is the source of this 489-nucleotide messenger RNA. The record is from the annotation of a GenBank genome assembly. NCBI's taxonomy places the organism in Eukaryota, Fungi, Ascomycota, Saccharomycetes, Saccharomycetales, Saccharomycetaceae.
AUGUCUUCCAGUGGAUUGCCCGAGCCAUGGACGGUGCGCUACAGCAAGUCCAAAAGUAGACAGUAUUUUUUUAAUCCCCAAACCAAAGAAUCACAAUGGGAGGAGCCCGAAGGCACUGACCACGCUGCCCUCAAACAGUAUUUAGUGGAUCAUCCCUUGAGAGUUAGGUGUUUACACCUCCUCAUCAAACACAAAGACUCCAAAAGACCAGCCUCUCACCGGUGUGAUCCAAUCACCAUUUCUAAAGACGAGGCGCUCGAGGAACUGUCCGUAUACCAACACAAGAUUGAACAAGGCGAGAAAUUCGAAGAAUUGGCCAAAUUCCGCAGUGAUUGCUCGUCGUUCAAACGGGGUGGUGACUUGGGAUUUUUUGCCAGCGGCGACAUGCAACCGCCCUUUGAAAAGGCAGCAUUUGGCUUGAAGGUGGGCCAGGUGUCCAAGCCUGUGGAAACCGCAAGCGGCGUACAUAUCAUCAAACGUGUGGCUUGA